Molecule: messenger RNA, 3737 nt
Organism: Xiphias gladius (swordfish)
Lineage: Eukaryota; Metazoa; Chordata; Actinopteri; Istiophoriformes; Xiphiidae
Product: synaptic vesicle glycoprotein 2C-like
Exons: 13
Coding region: 438-2648 (736 amino acids)
Biological process (GO): transmembrane transport; chemical synaptic transmission
Cellular component (GO): membrane
Molecular function (GO): transmembrane transporter activity
Source: RefSeq, a predicted model, not a curated record
AGAGAAACCGCUGCGUCGAGGAGCAGGAGAAACAAGGAAACCUCGGCGCGAUGCUGUGUAGAGAGCGGACGCCUCAGAUUCAUCGAGCUCAAUAUGACGGAUCUGGUCCUCUCUGCUAGGUUGCUGAUGGUCUCUUCUACUGAGCUCCGACAGGACUGAGGAUCUCUCCAAUUUGAGAUCAACUGUCUCCAUUUCAGCACUGUCUGGCUUUUCCCAUCCAAUGGAAUCAGACAUCAUUACUUAAUCAUUAGUGUCCUGGCAGCUGAGUGGCGUUUCAGCACUAAUAAACUGCCUCAAGUCUUACUCUGACUGGGGAUAGAAGACCAGUAAUAGAGUAAAAAAAACUGGUAGCUUACACUCGUUGCACCUGUUGGAGUAAAAGAGAGUCAAGAGAGUCAAAUUAAAAGACUUUUAGUGCCAGCUAUCCCCGUACCAAGAUGGAUGAAGUGCAUAACAACAAGACUUCCUUGGUCAAAGGUGCCAAGGACAUCGCUAAAGAAGCCAAGAGGCAAGCUUCGAAAAGUUUCAGCAAAGCUGUUAAUCGUGCCUCAGAUGAAUACUCAGCUCAACGCAGCUACAACCGUUUCGAGAACGAGGAUGAAGAAGAGAACAAUUACAAUACUUACACUCAGCAAUACAGUCACUAUGCCGACGAUGCAGCAAACGAUGAGGACGGGGCCUCUAGUGACGCCACGGAGGGCCACGACGAUGAAGAUGAGAUCUACGAGGGGGAGUACCAAGGCGUGCCUGCCCACAAUGAUGGGAAGCCGCGGGACGGUCAGGUGGCUCUGGGCCAGCCGGUUUCCGACAGCCUAAAGAGCCGUAAGGAGCUGGAAAAUGAGAGACGGGCAGAUGAGGAGGAGCUGGCCCAGCAGUACGAGCUGAUCAUGCAGGAGUGUGGCCACGGGAGAUUCCAGUGGCAGCUGUUCUUUGUACUCGGGCUGGCGCUCAUGUCAGAUGGCGUGGAGGUGUUCGUAGUGGGCUUCGUCCUGCCCAGUGCUGAGACAGACAUGUGUGUCCCCAACUCUGGUGCUGGAUGGCUUGGUAGCAUUGUGUAUCUGGGGAUGAUGUUCGGAGCCUUUUUCUGGGGCGGCCUGUCAGACAAGCUGGGCCGUAAACAGUGCCUGCUGAUAUCCAUGUCUAUCAACGGCUUCUUCGCCUUCCUCUCCUCCUUUGUUCAAGGCUACAGCAUGUUCCUCUGCUGCCGCAUGGUGUCUGGUUUUGGGAUUGGUGGAGCAGUACCGAUAGUUUUCUCGUACUUUGCGGAGGUGUUGGCUCGGGAGAAGAGAGGAGAGCAUUUGAGCUGGCUCUGCAUGUUCUGGAUGAUCGGAGGAAUUUAUGCCUCAGCCAUGGCCUGGGCCAUCAUCCCACACUACGGCUGGAGCUUCAGCAUGGGUUCAGCCUACCAGUUCCACAGCUGGAGAGUGUUUGUGGUGGUGUGCGCGCUGCCGUGCGUCUCUGCAGUGGUCGCUCUCACUUUUAUGCCCGAGAGCCCCCGCUUCUACCUGGAGAUGGGUAAACACGACGAGGCCUGGAUGGUGCUCAAACACAUCCAUGACACUAACAUGCGUGCCCGCGGCAAGCCGGAGAGAGUCUUCACCGUGAACAGGAUAAAGAUCCCCAAGCAGCUGGACGAGCUGGUGGAGAUGCAGAGUGAGUCAGCCCACCUGGUGCUCAAGGUCCUCUCCAAGAUCAAGGCUGAGCUCAGAGGAAUCUGGUUGACCUUUAUGAAAUGCUUCCACUACCCAGUGAAAGACAACACUAUGAAACUGGCUGCAGUCUGGUUUACUCUGUCGUUUGGGUACUACGGGCUGUCCGUGUGGUUCCCGGACGUCAUCAAGCACCUUCAGGCCGAUGAGUACGCCUCCAGGGUGAAGACUCAAAGCAACGAACGCACCGAAGACUUCACCUUCAACUUCACCCUGGAAAACCAGAUCCACAGAAACUCUGUGUUUCUAAACGACAGGUUUAUCAGUAUGAAGUUCAAGGCGGUCACGUUCAUUGACUCGUCUUUCCUCAACUGCUAUUUUGAAGACGUCUCCUCGGUGGGGUCCUUCUUCAAAAACUGCACCUUCGCAGACUCUUUCUUUUACAACACGGAUAUCGAUGACACCAAACUAACAAACUCAAGGGUGAUCAACUGCACCUUCCUCCACAACAAGACAGGUUGUCAGAUGACAUUUGAAGAUGAUUACAGUGCCUACUGGGUCUACUUCGUCAACUUCCUGGGAACGCUGGCUGUGCUGCCUGGAAACAUCGUCUCUGCUCUCCUCAUGGACAAAAUAGGUCGACUUAGCAUGCUAGGAGGCUCCAUGGUGCUGUCAGGCAUCAGCUGCUUCUUCCUCUGGUUUGGCACCAGUGAGUCGAUGAUGAUCUUCAUGCUCUGUCUCUACAACGGCCUCAGUAUCUCCGCCUGGAACUCCCUGGAUGUGGUCACAGCUGAGCUGUACCCAACAGACAGGAGGGGCACGGGAUUUGGCUUCUGUAAUGCCAUGUGUAAGCUGGCAGCGGUGCUGGGCAACCUGAUUUUUGGCUCCCUGGUUGGCAUCACCAAGGCUAUCCCCAUCCUGCUGGCAUCGUCCGUGUUGGUUGGCGGCGGCCUGGUGGGGCUCCGACUGCCAGACACACGUGCCAACGUCCUCAUGUAAACCUCAACGCGGAACAGUAUGUUGUACACCAGAUAUUUGCUCAGUUUACCGAAUAACUCAUUUAUGGACUGCAGUAUGAUUUAGUUAAAUAUCACUAAAAACAAGCAUUGCUGUCAUAAUUCUUGCGUUUAUCGUUUGACAAAUAAUGUCACUAUGUCCACAAACGUAUUAAACACAAACUUAAACUUAAACUUGUUAUUUCCGAAUAAACUACCUGGUAAAUCAGGAUAAUGAGAUGCAGUUCAACUUAACGGAGGGCUGUAGAUAUAAAGAGUUGGAAGAAAACAGUGAAAAGGUUAGAAAUCUGUGUGGUGUCAGUGGCUGGUUACCAAAGCCCUGAGCAUUCUUGCAGGGAUGCAAAACGAAAAGGUUCCUCUUAGGAAACCGGCUAGAAUUGUUUGUGGUUAGAAAACUCUGUGUAUCAGCAGCUCAUUAUCUUCCGUGGGGCUGUUUCACACAUGCAGCCCCCAAGUGAAUGCGUCAAAGCUGCAGAAGACUUGGACUUCCAACAACAGUCCCCCUCCCAAAUCCCGCUCAAGUUAUGCUCAGAUUAAAGGAGCAGUUUGACAUUUUGGGAACCAUGCUUACUGGAAGCUACCGCCAGCGGGUCGGUUGGCUUAGCAGAAGGACCGGAAGAUGACAGCUGGCCCGGCUCUGUCCGAAGGUACGGUAACAGAGUCUUCUCACCAGAACCUCUGAAGCUCACUAAUGAACACAUAGUAUCCUGUUUGUUUAAUCCUUAAGAGAAUAGAAGUGUCAAAAAGACAAGUUGUGGGAUUACGUGGCAGAUUAAAAUCACGACGUGCUGUUUUUACACGUGGGUUUUUCGUGCGAAUUAAACAAACACGCUGUAACGUGUUACUCAGUGAGCUUCAGAGGUUCUGGUAGGUGGAUUUUGUUUUCCUUUGGACAGAGCCAGGCUGCCUGUUUCCCUCUGCUCCCCAGUCUUUACGCUAUGCUCCGCUGACGAGCUGCUGGCUCUAGCUUCAUAUUUGUGAAUAACUGUGUAAGGCUGAAAACAAAACGUUGAACUGUACCUUAAAGUACAAACAGUUUUGGAGCAGCUGAGCAUUUGUGUGUUCAUUUCUU